Exaiptasia diaphana is the source of this 991-nucleotide messenger RNA. RefSeq names its product cardiolipin synthase (CMP-forming). The transcript has 4 exons. Gene Ontology annotation, cellular component: membrane; mitochondrion. NCBI's taxonomy places the organism in Eukaryota, Metazoa, Cnidaria, Anthozoa, Actiniaria, Aiptasiidae. Gene Ontology annotation, biological process: cardiolipin biosynthetic process. The record is from RefSeq and is a predicted model, not a curated record. Gene Ontology annotation, molecular function: cardiolipin synthase activity. The coding region runs from base 42 to 746 and encodes 234 amino acids.
CAAGAAGUGCUUUUACAACGUGGUGCUGGAAAAACAUUCGAAUGAUAGAAUUAUUCAAGAAAGAAAGAUGUGUAUCUGUGGGAAUAUCAUCAUAUUGUAGUGGGUGCACAAGCAAUACUGAUUUUUUGAAGGAUAAUCUCGUCACAAAUCGUCCAAAUGUGUGUUUUACAAAGACAAAUUUUGCAAGAUCAAGCAACAGAUUUCCCCAAUUUGAGAGAUAUCAAAACACAAACUUAAUAGAACAAGUCAGACCAAUCAGAACUUUACAUAGAAGAUGGAUAUCAACAACUAUGUUAUACUUGAGUGGAAAAACAUCAAAGAUGUCCCCUGGGAAAAGUAAACUAAAAGACAGAAUAGAAAAAGUAAAAGAAAUGGUUCACAGGGAGAGCAUUUUAACUAUUCCCAAUUUACUGUCAUCAUUCAGAAUAGUUGCUGCUCCAUUCCUUGGUUAUUUCAUUAUUUCAGAGCAGUUUGUUAUAGCUCUGACUUUGUUUGGAGUAGCUGGAAUUACUGAUAUGCUUGAUGGUUACAUCGCAAGAAACUUCAAGAACCAGAAGUCAGUUUUUGGUACAAUAUUGGAUCCCAUAGCAGAUAAAAUAUUAAUGAGUGCCUUAGUCAUUUCUCUAACAGUAGCUGAACUUCUGCCAAUUCCUUUGACAGCACUUAUUUUAGGAAGAGACUUCCUACUAGUUUUAGCAGCAUUCUACAUUAGGUUCAAGUCUUUGCCUCCUCCGGUAUGUAGAUGAUUUGAAGUUUUUAAGCCAAACAUGAUAAUAGGCUGUCACUAUAUUACCCCUGUAACAAAUUUCAUUCUUCAGUCUUUUAGACACUUUUUGGUUUAGAAAGAGCUGGGAUUUCUUCCCUAAGCACCCCCUCAGGCAAUUCCUCUUUCCUUAUUGGGCUUCUUUGUAAUGACCAUAUUGAAAGUUAAAAAGUAGGGAUAGUCUCAACUAUCUUGCAAGAAAGCAUUUGACCUCUAAUAGUAAAUUAU